Molecule: messenger RNA, 4044 nt
Organism: Biomphalaria glabrata
Lineage: Eukaryota; Metazoa; Mollusca; Gastropoda; Planorbidae
Product: protein O-glucosyltransferase 1-like
Exons: 10
Coding region: 136-1341 (401 amino acids)
Biological process (GO): protein O-linked glycosylation; positive regulation of Notch signaling pathway
Cellular component (GO): endomembrane system
Molecular function (GO): UDP-glucosyltransferase activity; UDP-xylosyltransferase activity
Source: RefSeq, a predicted model, not a curated record
UCAGACGUGUGAAUAGAUUUAGGACAUCUGAAAAAAUUAUUCUAUUUUUUUGUUUUACUUGUACACUGACCUAGAUCUAUAUGUAUAAUGUAUAGCAAUAUAAAUAAAUAAAGCAAUUUUAUUCAAAUAAGGGAAAUGUUGCAUAGAUCUACUAAUAAUUUAGCCAUUAAAUACUUUCGAAAUGUUGCCGUAUUUGUUACCUUAGGCUUUGUUUUUUUAACAUGUGCUGAAGUAAACCAUGAAAAGGAAAAAUAUACCAAAGGUGCAAGAUGGCAUCACUAUAUAGAGUUGAUUAACCAAGCAGUCAAAGACUAUAAGGAUUGUUCAAAUGAAAACUGUUCAUGCUUUACUAGUGUACUCAAGGAUGACUUUGCUGUUUGGAUUAAAAAAGGUGGAAUCACUAAAGAUGAUCUGAAAGCUGCCCACAGCUUUGGUGUCAACUACCAAAUUCUCAGCCACAAACUGUUUAGACAAGAAGAAUGCAUGUUUCCAUUUAGGUGUAGCGGAGUGGAGCAUUUCCUAUUAGAAAUUAUUGAUAAUCUUCCUGACAUGGACCUUGUUAUCAAUGUGAAGGAUUGGCCACAAGUUUAUCAUCACCAGGAACCUCUUCCAGUGUUUUCUUUUAGUAAAGUGGCUGAUGUCAAUUGGGAUAUCAUGUAUCCAGCCUGGACUUUUUGGGAAGGUGGUCCAGCAGUUUGGCCAAUUUAUCCAACAGGAUUGGGCCGAUGGGAUCUGCAGAGGGAUAUUAUAACCAGAGCUGCAGAGGCAUGGCCUUGGGACAAAAAGGAGGACAAAGCAUUUUUCAGAGGUUCCAGGACCAGCUCUGAGAGGGAUCCUCUUAUACUUCUGUCUAGAAAAGAGCCUGCUCUUGUGGAUGCUGCUUAUACCAAAAAUCAAGCUUGGAAGUCAAAUGAGGAUACAUUAUAUCAGCCUCCAGCUUCAGAAGUCAAAUUAGAAGAUCAUUGUAAAUACAGAUAUCUAUUUAAUUUUCGUGGUGUUGCUGCAAGUUUUCGACUCAAACAUUUGUUUCUCUGCAACUCGACUGUAUUUCAUGUAGGCAAUGAUUGGUUGGAAUUUUUCUAUCCUGCACUGAAACCGUGGGUCCAUUACAUUCCUGUCAAGUCUGAUCUCGCUAAUGUUAGAGAUUUGCUGCUAUUUGCUCAACAGAAUCAAGAUGUUAUGAAAAGUAUAGCCAAUAGAGGCAGACAGUUUAUCAUAGAUCAUCUACGCUUGGAAGAUGUCAGCUGCUAUUGGAAACAAAUUUUAUUAAAAUAUGCAGAAUUGUUGAAAGCCAAACCAGUCAAGAACAAGAGUUUUAAAGAGAUUAAAUCUACUUUAUAAUCUAAUGUGUAUCACUAAUAUUUAUCAUUGGUCGAAUGUUUUUGAAAGAAGAAAAAAAUUGUUGCCUAACUCUUUUAGAACUACUCAAAAGACAUGCCAUUUGUUUGUGAAAAUAUUUGGUUAAAAAUGAAAGAAGGAAUUUCAAGCUUUAUGGAGACUAAAGGUACAUUAUCACUUGUUAAACCUUGUCUUAUCAAAGGUCUAGUAAUUAUAAAGUGCAUGCUCAGUCGUCAGAGAUCUCCCCACCUUCACCUAUUUCUUAGUCUGUUGAAAUGUAGGGCACCACUCAAGAUCUGUUGACUGUCUUUCUUCAUUCCUCUCUUGUCUUUUGCCUUGGAUGGAAUUUCUUUCAAUGACAAGCCUGUCCAUUCUUUAAUGUUAUAUUCUCAUUACUUCCUCUGUCUGCCUCUUCUUCUUUUUCCUGGUACUGUUUCCUGAGAGAAGGUCUUUGCAAGCCCUGAGGAACUUGUGAUAUGUUCAUAGAUUUUUUAUUAUUUCUAAAACAUUUCCUUACAUAUUUAUGUCACCUUAUUUGGCUGCUAGAUAACUUCAAGGGGCUAGCAAAUUUAGCUUUAGAAAUGCAAUUCAAAAAUAAUAAGCCAAUAUGGCACCACCGCUGACUCUUUGCCUUUUGAACUUGUAAUGUGAUUUUGUCUUCAUUUAUUGACUUACAUAAAUAAGGUCUGUGUACAAGGUUUGGGCUCAUAAACAUUUUUUAUUAGAAGGUUUAAAGGUUACAUAAUUUUGAUUGUAAUGUUCCUAUUUUUUUAUUACUUUGCAUUUACAAUGUGUGUGGCAGAUUGGUUGAAUGUGAAUAUGUGUCUACCAGUCAUAAGAUCUGCAUUUCAAAUUCCAAUAUAGGCAGGGAUUUUUAUUUAUUUAUAUUGUGUGUGUCUGUAAAUUUGAUUUUAGCCAAGUAGUAUAAAUAGAUCUAUUUAUAUGCAUGAGUACCUAACAGCAGUAACUAUUACUCCUCCCCCCCCCCACCCCCUUUCUAAAGACUAAGACUAAGACUAAGACUGCUUUAUUGAUCCUUACGGAAAUUUGUUGUGAUUACAAGGACUCGUUUCUCAUAUAAAGACAACACAACAGAAAAAUACACAUAAAUACAACAGACAACAUAAAGAGUUCAUUCAGCGACUACACACAGGUAUCUUGGUGCAUUUCAUGUUCCCUGAUCAAUGAGUGGCGGUGAUAGAGUCUGACCGAGUGAGGUACGAACGAGUUUUUGUACCGCUCCGUUCUUGUUUUGAUUGACAGCAGUCGCCCACUUCGCGACGACCUGGCGUAGUUCUGAUGGAGCGGGUGGCCGUUGUCUUCCAAGAUUUUUUCGAUUUUUCUUAGGCACGUUUGUUCAAAAAGUUCCUUUAAAUGUGGUAAUGUUGUGAGUGUAAUUUUUGAUGCUUUUUUAAUGAUGUUUUCUAGACGUUGCAACAGUUUAGAUGAGGCGUUGCCUUGCCAACAACUUAUUCCGUAUGUUAGCAGAUUUUGUACUGUCGCGCCGUAAAAUGUCUCAAGGAUCUUCUUGUUUAAUUUAAAACUGUUGAGUUUGUAUAGAAAAAAGAGUCGCUGGGCUGUUUUCUUUGUCAGAGUUCCAAGGUGGUCUUCCCAUGAAAGCUUGUUGUUGAUGAUAAUGCCUAGAUAUUUAUAUGCCUUUACUUGUUCUAUAGAUGUAGUGUUUAUUUGCAGUUCACGUAUAGUGAAAUAUGUGAGUGCUAAAUAUAUUAUCACUGGGAAAGAUAAAGCUAAUUUUAAAUCUGUAUUCUUUGGUCUAAAGAUUAGUUCCUCCCAGUUGUGUCAUGUAUGCUAUGCCAUGAGUGAUGAUAAAUGUCAAUAAUUACAGUUAUAUUGUAGAAUUUCAAGUGCUAAUAUACAUAGAGAAAGCAAAUUUUUCAAGCCAAUAUCUACAUGUAAAAAAAAGGCUCAUAAAGUUUGAGUUUCUGUUUCUUAACUCGCUGUGUAAGAUCCUGCCAAUCACAAUUUCAUGCAAAAAUAGCAUAGACUGGAUGGGUAUGACUUGCUGAUGGUCUUAUUGCAGUGUUUGUUUAUAUCCCCAAUGUGUUCAUAUUUAUGUUACUGAAUUUUUGAGCUACUUUAAUGUCAAAGUUGAUGUGGGGGGAGAGGAAAGAUGAUUCGAAUUGUCUUAACUCUUUUCUUUCUCUCCGUAAUUAUUUUUCCACGUUUCGACGGAAUUCUUCAUUUUGCUAAUUACUAUUUCACUAUCCUGUUAUGAUUAAGCUUCAAUAGCUUUGGCAUUUUUAUUACAAAAUGUUUUAUUUAGUAUAGAAUUAGAGUGGAAUGCAUGCUCUUUGAAUAUAAAACAAAAUAAAGUUUAUAACAUUAAUUAAUUAAUUUAAUUUAAUGAGGUCAAAUCAACAAUGGUAUCGUCAAUUAGGAGAGAAAGAGUUAAACAAUGAGUGAAAAAAAAAAUACAAAUUUACAAAUCUAUAUACAAUAUAUAGUGUUUUUAGUUAAUAUAAUUUUAGAAGUAAUGGAUGGAAUUAAAUUCUGAAAACCUUAUUAUACAUUAAAUGUAACAUUUGACUUUGUCUUUAUUAAUGUUGAUGCUCAGAUCUUUUACAAGUUAUAUUGUGUAGGCUAUAAUGGGUUUGGAUGCCACACUGCCAGCAAUGCACUAUCACCAUGCUUUUUGUUUUGUAUUUACAAGGCAAUGAACUGCAAUAAAUUAACAAAACCUUUCAA